UUUCAAAAUUGUGUUGUGUAAUUUACCAUUAAAAUGGGGUCACCAGAAAUUGUUGCUUUUUAUGCGGACGCCUUGAUCAAGUCUGAACACAGAAAUAGAGAGUGGAACAAGAAAAAUUUACUUAAUGUUUUAGAAGCCAAUAAAGAGAAACAAGUCCGCGAAAUAGACGCCUCUAUAGCUUUGGCAAAGAAGUACUUAGCGUUAUUAGACGAGCCUCGAAUUUACGCGAGGCCAGUUCCACCACACGAAUUAGAUCAGUCUGAAGAAUGUACUGAGAUGAAAUUUGUCGAACCUGAAGUGGUCAACUUACUGUACGGAAGUACAGAGAAAGGAUCAACCUUCCGAUAUUUGAAACAAAGAUAUAAAAAAUCACCGGAGGAAAAGUUCAACUACCGCGCGACCACAAGCUGUGACUACGGCUGGCAACAGAGCAAAUCUAGAAUACCAGCUAGAGACGUGAACAAGGGGCGUUGUGCCAUACUGCGUGACACCUUCUACAGAAAGAAUAACCUCGCGCCCGAUCCACCACAUUACUCCGAACCUAUUGGGGGAGAAUUCUCUAUUUGUAGUGUUUAUUCAUGCAGCAGUAAUUAAAAUUAAUUUUUAUUCAAAAAUUCUAGACAAUAUUAAAUAAGCAAACA
Papilio machaon (common yellow swallowtail) is the source of this 641-nucleotide messenger RNA. RefSeq lists its product as uncharacterized. NCBI's taxonomy places the organism in Eukaryota, Metazoa, Arthropoda, Insecta, Lepidoptera, Papilionidae. Bases 34 to 594 code for a protein of 186 amino acids. The transcript is spliced from 3 exons. The record is from RefSeq and is a predicted model, not a curated record.